This is a messenger RNA of Paramecium octaurelia, 1237 nucleotides long. NCBI's taxonomy places the organism in Eukaryota, Ciliophora, Oligohymenophorea, Peniculida, Parameciidae. The record is from the annotation of a GenBank genome assembly.
AUGUUAUCAUAAAAAUAAAAUAGAAGAUUUGUGCCAAAUCAGCUCUCCGACAAUUAUUAAAUCAUUGAUAGGAGAAACGAAGUCGAAUCUCCCCUUUGUAAGCAUCAAACAAAAAGUAAAGAAGUUUUCAUUUCAAAUAGUAAAGUAGUCAUGUAAUUUUGAGAACUCCGACACAUUAUGUUCAAUAGAAAAUUUGAAGUUUAUUUAGAUUUGCAAUAAAUAAGGCAGAGUCUUCGAGGAAAAUCUCUUUUCUCCUUAAAGAACGUCCCUUUUAAAUACUAGAACUCCUUAUUAAAGAGUUUUAAGGAUGAAGCAAUUUUGCAACAAAUUGCAUAAAAGUAAAAGUUAACUAGAGAGUGCAAAUGUCAUUUAAGGCGUUUUCAAAAUUCGAAGAAGAAGUGAAUAUGAGAGAGCUAGUGAUAAAUUAGUAAAUUUUAUUAAAUAUGAAUUUUAGGUCAGACUCUCAACUCUGUAUCCAACUACAUUUGUUGCCUAACAUCUUCAAUAGAAAGCCUUAAGAAAGAAUGAAAUGAGAAAGAAAUCAAUCUUCAAAAGAAUGUCAAGCAUUUUGAUAAAACAUUCCAACAACAUUAAAACUCAAAGUAAUUUAGGAGCAUCAUAAUUACAAAAGUUAGACGAGUCUCCUUUAAAGCAGGAAGAGAGAUCUCCAACUAAUAUUAUAAGGUAAUUCGAGUUAUAAAUUGGUUAAAUGAGAGAGUCUCAAGAACUUGUAUACAACAUGUAGAAUUCAGAAAAAUAUAUUUAAUUUCAGGAAGAAUUAAAAAGAUAUUCUUAAUCUCUAAACAAUUCUCCAGUUGCAAAACGAACUUAAAAGAAGCAAUAAACUGAUACAAAUUAAGAUUAACCAAAAGUUGUCUUGAAUUUGAGCAAAAAUCAAAGAAAGACUUUUACAUCUAUCUAAAAUUAUGUUAAUGAACGUCAACAAAGUAUUCAGGCUAACAAAAUAUCAAAAAUGAUAGACUAAGUUUAAUUGUAAUAUCAGUAACUUUAAAGUCUCACAGAAACUGAUAGUUCAUCUCCAAUAAAAUUGAAAACUCCAUUUACUACUAGAAAUUUAAACCAUAUUAAAUCAUUGUCUAAUCUUCCAGAUAUAAAAGAGACGGCAACAUAAAGAUCUAUAACUAAUAGAAAUCAAAAAUUAGUGGAGAAAGUCAAAAAUGUUUAUAUUUUCAGUCCAUAAAAAAAAAAGGUUUAGUUUGAAAAAAUAAAAUUGUGA